Acanthosepion pharaonis is the source of this 1104-nucleotide messenger RNA. NCBI's taxonomy places the organism in Eukaryota, Metazoa, Mollusca, Cephalopoda, Sepiida, Sepiidae. The record is from the annotation of a GenBank genome assembly.
AUGCUGUUCUUUCACGACAAUAAUUCACGUAUUUACACUUUGGAAGAAUUAAAUGCGAAAAAGGCGAGCUUUGCUUCUGCUUCCACCAUUUACAUGGCCAUCCUGAUGGUGGUCGGUAUGAUCGGCAAUUCUUUGGUUCUUUACGUGUACGGCAAGCGGUUUCGAAGUUCGUCCACCAACUCCUUCAUCCUGGCUCUGUCCACCUUCGACAUCAUCAACUGCGCCAUCGGCAUGCCGACCGAAAUCGUUGACGACCAACUACCAUUGAUGUUCAGCUGGGAAUUCGGUUGCAAAGUCCUGCGUUUCAUUUCCUUUUUCUCGUCGGGUGGGUCAUGCUUUACUCUCGUCAUAAUCGCCCUUGACCGAUUUCAGCGCGUGUGUUUGGGGAGGGCUCAAAUGCAGGCGGUUUGGGCGAAGGUAGUCAUCGUUCUGGUCACCAUUGUUGCAGCCGUAGCGGUCGGUCCGAUAAUCGAACUUGCUGGAAUCGACACGGAGUCUACGGAUGUGCCUUAUAUAAAUACCUGCGACUGUGCCAUCAGCGACGUGUACAAAAAGACAAAAUGGCCGCUCAUUUACUUCACAUAUCUAUCGGGGAUGAUCGGAUUAUCUUUGAUCAUCAUAGUUGCCACCUACACGAUGAUCGGCUUAACAGUUAAACGACGACUUGGCAAAAGAAAUCUCAAAGGAAAAACGGUUGUGAAAACAAUGGCCGACAUCAAUCGUGAGCAAGACCGGAAAAUGAGAAGCGAAAAGACGACCAAGACGUUCUUUUUGGUCACGGUUUUAUUCAUAAUCAGCUACAUACCGUGUUCCAUGAUUCAGCUUUUGCGGGCGCUUACCGGGUUUGAGCCGCACACACCCAGGACGGAAAUCUUGGUCAACGUUGGAUUACGUUCUUAUUUUCUAGCUAAUGCUUUUAACCCUUUUAUUUAUGGAUAUUGUAAUCAUAAAUUCAGAGAGAUCUGCGUGACAUUGUUAGUUGAUUUGCAGGUGACACUCAUGGAGGAACCACGAACGAAGGCUCAUGUUUAUUCGUUAACAGAUCCCAACGUAUCCUUGUCACAACGACCAAAUCUGAGUGUCACAGAUACUUACUAUCAGUGA